Messenger RNA from Durusdinium trenchii, 1464 nucleotides. The record is from the annotation of a GenBank genome assembly. NCBI's taxonomy places the organism in Eukaryota, Dinophyceae, Suessiales, Symbiodiniaceae.
AUGGCCAUGUGCCGCUGUAGAAGCCGCUGGAGAGGAUGUGCCACUGUGGCCUUGGUGUGCAGCUUCCUCCUGCAAAGAGGCGGAGCCGGCGGAGCAUGGAUUCAACCAGACACCAAGACCCUCACCCGGGUUGGAUGGAGCAGCCCUGCCAUGGGCAGUGGACUGAGAAGUUGGCAGAUGCGAACUGGAGUCGGGUCGACCGUGACCAUGAAAGCAGUCGAGAAGGAGCUUGACACCGAGGCCGUUGGGAAAUAUCUCGCUGCCAUCGCGGUGCAAAUGCUGGCGAUCAGCGCCUUCUUCGCGGCCCUGGAUGCAGUCUUGACGAGUUCCGAGUUUCAACCACCGGAGGACUGGGCUAUCUUUGGACUUUUCUUUGGGAUGAGCAUCAGAUCUCGGCUCUUCUCUCCCUUGGACAACUCUCGUCCCGACAUCGAGAAAGCGGCCAAAGGAGAAGCCACUGGUGGCUUCAACGACCGACAGAUGCCCAGUUGGACGCCUCCGGGCAUUUUCUUUCCCAUCAUGUGGAUCCUCAUUGUGGCCCCACUGCGGGCAGCCGCCUCCAUGAUGCUUUGGCAGCAGGUGGGACAUCUUUGUGAUGGCACAAUCCUAGCCCUGAUGCUGCAUUUGUCCAUUGGAGAUACCUGGAACACUGUGAAUAAUGUGGAGCGCAGACUAGGUGCGGCCGUGCCAGGAGUGUUGUGUGUUUGGGCAUCCGCGUUGUUCGCGAGCUAUGCCUACUAUCAGGUGGUGCCCCUGGCCGGUGAGCUCCUUCUCCCCACCUGUCUUUGGCUCACCGUGGCGGCCGCACUGGUCACCGACACCUGGCGUGUGAACAACAGCAGCGGUUUGGAACCUUUGUUCCCUUACCGCUCGCCAAACGCGACGCCUCCUUCCCUUCCAGAUGUGGUUUCGUACCAACACCUGAUCAAUGCAGCGGCAGCCACGGAAGACGAAGACAGCGUGGACCAGUGGCUUUCUGAGAUGCGGAAUGCAAGUUUGUCACCUGAUGUGAUCACCUACACCAGCCUCAUGGAAAGCCUGGUGAGUCGAGGUGCUGAUGAGCAGGCCAAGAGAUGGUUGCAAACCAUGGUGAACGAAUCAGUGCAACCAAACUUGGUGAUGUUCAACGUCCUGCUCGCCUCCACUGGCAGGCAAGGUGAUUGCAGCAGACAAGAGCAGUGGCUCCAAGAGCUUCGACGACAGCGGCUACAGCCCGACCGCGUCUCCUUCAACACGCUGAUCUUGGGGCAAGUCAGAGCUGGCGAGCUGGAGAGGGCAGAGCAGAGUUUGGAGGAGCUUCGCAAAGCGAGGUGCAGGCCUGACUUGCUCUCCUACAUGCCGCUCCUGGAUGCCUAUGCCAGAACGGGCGACGCCGUGCGGGACUCGUUUCCGCUCGGCCAACGGCAACAGGCAACACGGAACACCCGAGCAGCAGCAACAAGAGUGAUGGAUCGUGAUCUGUAG